Molecule: messenger RNA, 1776 nt
Organism: Penicillium macrosclerotiorum
Lineage: Eukaryota; Fungi; Ascomycota; Eurotiomycetes; Eurotiales; Aspergillaceae
Product: eukaryotic translation initiation factor 3 subunit D
Exons: 2
Coding region: 1-1776 (591 amino acids)
Biological process (GO): translational initiation
Cellular component (GO): cytoplasm; eukaryotic translation initiation factor 3 complex
Molecular function (GO): translation initiation factor activity
Source: RefSeq, a predicted model, not a curated record
AUGGCUCCGAUUUCGAUUGCGGACCUCGUCGCCGCUCUGCCGGCUGAGGACUCCUGGGGACCUGCCAACUCGGCUGAUAAUAUGCUGAACGGUGUCCCCUACGCUCCCUUCUCCAAGGGUGACAAGCUGGGCCGUAUGGCCGACUGGACUGCUGAGUCGAAGGAUCGUGAGCGCCAGGGUCGUCCUCAGUACAACCGGAACUUCAGAGACCAGCAAGUUUAUGGUGCCGGUUCCUCCAGCUUGUUCACUGUCCAGGCCGCUGAGGAUGAAUCCUCCUUCUCCGUCGUCGACAACACGCGCUCCUCGACCAAGCGUACUUUCGGCCGUGGUGGCGGCACCGUCUUCCGUGGCCGUGGCCAGCGUGGUGGUAUGGCUCAGCGCGGCGGUGCCCGUGGUGGCUUCCAGCGUGCUGGUGCUGGCCGUGGCCAGGGCGAUCGCUACUACGACAACCGCCAGAGCGGUCGUGGCAACCGUGGCCGUCGCUUCGGGUGGAAGGACUACGACAAGCCCCAGCGCACUCGUGAGCCUUCGGUCAACAUCCGCCCUGAGUGGCAGAUGCUUGAGGAGGUUGACUUCAGCCGCCUGUCCAAGCUGAACCUUGAGGCCCCCGAGGGCGAUGACCUUGAAACCUACGGUUUCCUGCACUAUUACGACCGCUCCUACGACAAGCCCGCUGUCAAGGGUGCCGAGCGCCGCCUGCAGAGCCUCGACCGUGCCGCCUACAACGUCACCACCUCGCAGGAUCCCAUCAUUCAGGAGCUGGCUGAGAAGGACGAGGCCACCAUCUUCGCUACUUCCGACAUUCUCUCCAUGCUCAUGUGUGCCACCCGCAGUGUGUACUCGUGGGACAUUGUUAUCGUCCACCAGGGCAACAAGAUCUACCUCGACAAGCGCGCCGGUGCCUCUAUCGACCUUGUCACCGUCAAUGAGAACGCCGCCGACGCCCCUCUUGAGAUCGCCGAGGCCUCUGGCAAGCAGGACCAGAUCAACACGCCCUCCGCCCUGGCCAUGGAGGCCACCUUCAUCAACCACAACUUCGCCAUGCAGACUGUCACCGAGUCCGAGGAGGCCAAGGUGUCCUUCGCCCAACCCAACCCCUUCUACAACGAGGCUGAGGAGACCGAGCCCCUCGCCUCCAAGGGUUACAAGUACCGCCGCUUCGACCUCUCCCUCGAGCGCGACGAGGAGCCCGUCCAGAUGAUCGUCCGUACCGAGGUCGACGCCGUCAUGAAGAACCCCACUGGUGGCGCUGACCAGCAGCUGACCCUCAAGGCCCUGAACGAGUUCGACAGCAAGGCCCCCGGCUCUGGCGGCGCCCUCGACUGGCGCUCCAAGCUCGUCUCCCAGCGUGGUGCCGUCCUCGCCACCGAGAUGAAGAACAACUCCUGCAAGCUGGCCCGCUGGACCACCCAGGCCAUCCUGGCCAAAGCUGACGGCAUGAAGCUUGGUUUCGUGUCCCGCGCCAGCCCCCGCUCCGCCGCUGGCCACGUCGUCCUCGGCGUCGUCGGCUACAAGCCCCGCGAGUUCGCUGCCCAGAUGAACCUGAACCUGAGCAACGGCUGGGGUAUUGUACGCACUGUCGUCGACCGCAUCCGCACUCUGGAUGCGGAUGAGCCCGCGGACGCGAUCAAGAAGUACGUCCUCAUCAAGGACCCCAACAAGAAUGUCCUGCGUCUGUACAGCGUGCCCGCGACUACUUUCGAGGAGGACGAUGAAGCCGAGCUCGAGGCCGAGGGUGAGGAGGAUAACGAGGAUAAGGAGGAGGCUGACGAGUAG